This is a messenger RNA of Symbiodinium pilosum, 1524 nucleotides long. The record is from the annotation of a GenBank genome assembly. Lineage: Eukaryota; Dinophyceae; Suessiales; Symbiodiniaceae.
GCUGCAUCAGAAGGAGACGUGGCAAUGGGGCUCUUCGACGUAGACCCAUCUGGGCAGUAUGCGUUGGACAUGGCUACGCCUGGUCAGCGGACAUGCUUUCGACUGCUGCUGACCAGCUUGGCACAGUUGGGCGGUAGCCGAAGCCAAUACAUCAAGAGCGCUAUGCUGACCACGUCCCCGAAGACACCUCCCGUGCCGUACAACGUAGAUGGCGUGCGCAAGAAGCGGGGUGUUUGGAAUGUGCCAACAUCUGGCAUCCUCAGCUUCGUGCUCAGUCUCAACGACCAUUUCCUGAAGGACGAAGGGGACCACAGCGGUCUCUAUUCAGAUGUGGUGGAGAGGAUGUUGGGCAGGAGGAAGCGGACCUGGAAAUCAAAGCGAAAGUGCUUCGCGGUUCUGCAGAAGGUGAAUUCCAUGGAGGGGCCGCUGUUUGAUGCCAUCCUCAUGGCUCUGCUCCAAGACUUCCAGCUAAACAAGGACCAGGUGAUGGCCAUCUACAUGAACCAAGGUGACAAAGCCAAAGAGACUCUGAUUCGGAUGCUGCCGGCCGCUUUGAAUCCCAGGGCUCUCCUCCACGCCGCCUCGAACACCGACUCCAUCAAGGAUAUCCUGGAUUUCGAGAGAUCUGCGCGAGCUCCGAUGUCCCUGAACUUGGAGAACCCCACGGGGCACUAUGUCCUGCGGUUGGAUCUGCUGCCCACGCGAACGGUUGUCCAGAAGCUCCUCCUACUGAACCGAUGGCAGCUCCAUCUCUGGCGCAAGGCAAACCUUGUUGAUGUCAGCAUGGAUGGCAAGGGGAAGUGUCUGCGAAAUGCUUUGCUGGAUGGUAAGUCGCUAAGUUUCUCGGAAGUUGACUGGCGGAUUCCUCCGCAGGGCCUUCUGAGCUUCGACUUUGUUGCGCUGUACAGGCCGCCAGCUGGAGCAAAGCCUGUCCCCAUCGAAACCUGGGGCAAUGUGCUCUCUGCGCUGCAGGCAGUUCUGACCCCGAAGAAGAAGAACGAUAUGACCGAAGAGGACGAGGCUCAGGAGGCUGCCAAGGUCAGCCAGGCAGACUGGGCGCUUCGAGGCAUCAGCUCAAGAGUUUGGAUUCUCUCCCGGCAGCUGCGAAAUCUUCUCUGCGUCUUUCUACACAGAGAUGAUCGAGCCACCAUUCUUUGCAUGAUGUUUCUACGCUGCGUCGAUUGGCCCAUCAAUGGCAAGUGUUGCCAGCCAAAGUUUGCAAAACAGCAUUGGAAGAGCCUCAGCGAAAAGUUGGGCUACAUGAACCUCUUUCCUUAUGGUCAGCCAGAGAUGUCCUUUCACACCAUUGACCUGGCCCAAUGGGAACAGCGGCGAUGCUUACACACGCUUGUUCGGCUGUCGAAUGCCGAAGAUGCCGUGAACAUCAAGAACCCCGUGUUGGACAAGGACGCGAACCCAAAUGCGCCUGCUUUCCAACCAUUUGUGGCAGGCAUUCCCAACUCCUGGGCCGAGUGGGACAACGUGCUUGCCCAGGGGAUCAUGCAGUGCUGCAGCCUCAGCUAG